AUGAUAGUGCUCGUGUUCGUGGGUGUGUUUGCCCUGGUGUACUACAUCAGCUUUAGGCGAUCGCGGAAAAGGCUCUACGAGCUAGCCGAACGGAUGCCGGGCCCGUUCGAUUAUCCCCUGAUCGGCAGUAUCCUGCUCACGAUCGGGAAGGAUCCACUGGAGCUGGUGUCACAUCUAAUGCAACUGAUGCACCACCUGCCAUCGCCAAUGCGCGCCUGGCUUGGUCCAUUCCUGCUGAUCGUGAUCGAUCGACCAGAAAUGGUGCAGGACAUUCUCAGCUCGCAGGACUGCGUCCAGAAGCCGUUCAUGUAUGACUUCUUCCGGCUCGGCAAGGGACUGUUCGGGGCACCGGCGGACAUCUGGCGGAGACACCGCAAACUACUCAACACGUCCUUCGCGCCAACAGUGCUGAAAAGUUUUGUGCCAACGCUCAACGCAAAAGCGGAACAGUUUGGCCGUGAGCUGAGGGCUAAGGUGUCUAGUGAGUGUUUCGAUGUGCAUAGCCUCCUGACACGGUACACACUGAUAACCAUAUCGUCGACGACGCUGGGUGCUGAUCUGAGCGUGGAAAAGCAGGAAGUGCUCGAGGAAUACACCAGCAGUGCCAUACAGAUGUUUACGAGCAACUUUGAGCGUAUCUACAAGGCCUGGUUGCAUCCCGAAUUCAUUUACCAGUUAACGGCGGCGUUCAAAGAGGAAAAGCUUCGCAUGAAAAUCUUCAAGCAAAUGUCACAGAGGAUAAUAAACAUGCGCCAAUCGAUCUUAGCGCAAGGUAAAAGCAAAGCCGAUCCACAAGACUCGGAGCCAGAGGAUAAGCAGGAGUUCCCGAGGGCGAAAAACUUCAUCGAACGGCUGGAGGAGAUUUCCCGCGAUCCAGCAAACGGUAUCGAUGAGGACGGCUUUCAGCAGCACAUCGACACGCUGAUGUUCGGUGGCAACGACACCUCGGCACAAACACUCGCGAACACGCUGCUCACGUUGGGCAUGUACCCCGAGAUGCAAGAGAAGGUUUACCAGGAAGUCAUGGAGGUUGUGCCUACUGGCGACGUUACCUACGAAGAUCUCUCGAAGCUCACCUACAUGGAAAUGUUCAUGAAGGAAACGCUGCGGUUACUGCCAAUCACGGGCCUGAUCGCCCGAGUUCCAACGAAGGAAGUCCAGGCCAAGGACUACACCAUCCCCGAGGGUGCUAUCGUGUUGAUCCCGUUCCUGAAGAUGCACCGUGACAAAGCGAUCUGGGGACCGGACGCUGAGACGUUCAACCCGGACAACUUCCUGCCGGAACGAUGCGCCCAACGACACCCGUACGCGUUCAUUCCCUUCAGUCAAGGACCUCGGAACUGUAUCGGAAUGAAAUACGGAUGGAUCUCGAUGAAGAUACUGCUCUGCCACGUGAUCCGCCAGUACCGCAUAGCGACCGAUAUUAAGUUAAGCGACAUUCAGCUCUCCCUGUCGUUGGUGAUGAAGCUGAACACGAAGCACCUUAUCCGUUUGGAAGGGCGCAGUGAUGUCCGUUGAAAAAUGUUGUUAUAGUUUUACAAAUAAAAAAAGAGCUUAUCCUC
Molecule: messenger RNA, 1562 nt
Organism: Anopheles nili
Lineage: Eukaryota; Metazoa; Arthropoda; Insecta; Diptera; Culicidae
Product: cytochrome P450 4C1-like
Exons: 3
Coding region: 1-1518 (505 amino acids)
Molecular function (GO): monooxygenase activity; iron ion binding; oxidoreductase activity, acting on paired donors, with incorporation or reduction of molecular oxygen
Source: RefSeq, a predicted model, not a curated record